AUGGGCAAACACAAACCGUCUGGUAUCCGCUGUGCGCGUAAGCUGCGCGUGCACCGCCGUACGCAGCGCUGGGCGCAAAAGUCGUACAACAAGAGCCACUCGGUGACGGCGAUGAAGGCCAACCCGCUUGGUGGGUCGUCCAUGGCCAAGGGCAUUGUCCUGGAGAAGAUUGGGAUUGAAGCGAAGCAGCCCAACUCUGCUAUUCGCAAGUCGUGUCGCGUGCAGCUGAUCAAGAACUCGAAGAAAAUUGCAGCCUUCGUGCCGCGCGAUGGCUGUUUGAACUUUGUGGACGAAAACGACGAGGUGCUGAUCUCGGGAUUCGGUCGUCGCGGCCACGCUGUGGGUGACAUUCCGGGUGUGCGGUUCAAGGUCGUGAAAGUCUCGGGGGUGUCUUUGUUGGCUUUGUACAAGGAGAAGAAGGAGAAGCCGCGCUCUUAG
Molecule: messenger RNA, 438 nt
Organism: Peronospora matthiolae
Lineage: Eukaryota; Oomycota; Peronosporomycetes; Peronosporales; Peronosporaceae
Source: the annotation of a GenBank genome assembly